This is a messenger RNA of Parasteatoda tepidariorum (common house spider), 580 nucleotides long. It is a transcript of the gene Ssb-c31a, whose product is annotated as single stranded-binding protein c31A. NCBI's taxonomy places the organism in Eukaryota, Metazoa, Arthropoda, Arachnida, Araneae, Theridiidae. Gene Ontology annotation, molecular function: transcription coactivator activity; DNA binding. Gene Ontology annotation, biological process: positive regulation of transcription initiation by RNA polymerase II. The record is from RefSeq and is a predicted model, not a curated record.
UAUAGUUCAAGGUCACGUGACUAGUUUACUUCGCUGUCGAAUAAUCUGGCUCUUGAAAUCCUAACUGUAUCUUUAAUCGUAAAAUUAUUUGGAGGUAGCGGUAAAUUGUUCCUGCUGAGAAAAAUUUGAGUUUGCCGGCAAAGAUUUCUUAUUGUCUGUAAUUUAAAGAUGUCUUCUAAAAAGUCUCAGAAGAAGAAGUUAGAAGAGAGUAGCGAUUCUGAUUCAGGACCUGACGAUGUUAAUCCUCCCAAGAAAAGCAAAACUGCUGCUAAACCAGCUCCAAAAAAGGCUAGCGCUAGCAACAGUAAUGAUGAGGACAACAUGUUUCAGCUUGCAAGAAUGAGAUAUGUGAAUGUGAGAGAGUUUCGAGGAAAGGUUUUGAUAGAUAUCAGAGAGUUUUAUGAAGCAGAUGGAGAACUGAAACCUGGUAAAAAAGGAAUAUGCUUGAAUACUGAACAAUGGCAAGCAUUGAAAGAAAAAAUUGAUGACAUUGAUGAUGCUGUGAAAAGAUUUUAAUUGAAUUUUCUGUUUGUAUACUUUUUGUGUUUGUCAUUGAUAUUAAAAAUAGUACAUUUCAUUA